AUGAACUUACUUUUGUGCUUGAAUUUCAAGAUGACAAGUAAGAAAAGUAACAGACCUACAGUCACAUCAUGCACUGCUCUGCAUAUGGAAUGGGACAGGAUUUCUUGCCCUAUUUGUAUGGAGCAACCACACAAUGCUGUUUUACUUAUAUGCAGUUCGUACAAGAAUGGCUGCAGAAGUUAUAUUUGUAACACAAGCCAUCGACACUCUAAUUGCCUAGACCGGUUCAGAGAAAUGAAUGGAGAUAGUAAGGUCCGUGAUUCACACUCAACCUCUUCGGUGCUUUCAAACUCCAAUAACAGAACAGUCCAACCAAGAUCUCACUAUAGUACGAUUUCCAGACAUUUGUUGAGCCCAAGCCUCAGAAGACACAUUGACAAUGCUAAUAACCAAGAAUCUGCUAAUUCAACACCAUUCUUAGGAGAAAGUAGCAUUAUAAUGCAAGAAUGUCAUGAUGCUAUGCAAAUUUCAGUUGACAUGAAGUGUCCUCUCUGUAGAGGAUCAGUAUCAGGCUGGAUUCCUGCUGGAGAAGUCAGAAAGUAUCUGGACGAGAAGUCGAGGUGUUGCUCCCAUGAUUGCUGCAAAUUUGUUGGUAGCUAUGAGCAGCUGCGUGAGCAUGCUAGAACAGCUCACCUGCGUGCAAAGUCUGCCCUUGUAGAUAUCUCAAGGAAAAGGUCUUGGGAUCGCCUUGAACGUGAGCAGGAGUUUGGUGAUGUGAUUAGUGCAAUCAGGUCACAGAAUCCUGGUGCAGUAAUAGUUGGUGACUAUGUUAUUGAGACUAGAGAUGCAAUGUCUCCUGAUGAAGAUUCUGGGGAAGAAAGUGGUGAUGAGUGGUGGUCUCCUGCCCAAGACCAAGUAGAAUCACCGGAUAGACAUCGUGCCCCUAGGCCCUGGCUGAAUGGAAGACUAGGAUCACCUACCAUUUGGCCAGAUGGAAGGCAUGCCUUCCCUAGGUUUCUGCCACAGCCCAGGCCAUUCAGUGAUAGGCGCAGCUCACGUGCAGAUUGGCAGGGCAUCCGACGGUCAAGCGCGCAAAGCUGGCUGCGCCAGGGUUUCUCGAAUCGGCACUCUAGGCACACCAGCAGUUACCGCGGAUAUCGCCAUGGCAUCUUUGAUCGCCGUUACGCUGGAAACAAUCGUGCAGGUAUUGAUAGGAGGCAGGAUGGCCCAACAUUUCCGCCGGGAAGACGGCAGCGUUUGAGAUACACGCAAAGAAGCCAGCAUGAUCCAUGA
Triticum turgidum subsp. durum (durum wheat) is the source of this 1233-nucleotide messenger RNA. NCBI's taxonomy places the organism in Eukaryota, Viridiplantae, Streptophyta, Magnoliopsida, Poales, Poaceae. The record is from the annotation of a GenBank genome assembly.